Molecule: messenger RNA, 2284 nt
Organism: Bolinopsis microptera
Lineage: Eukaryota; Metazoa; Ctenophora; Tentaculata; Lobata; Bolinopsidae
Exons: 3
Coding region: 101-2251 (716 amino acids)
Biological process (GO): intracellular signal transduction; protein phosphorylation
Cellular component (GO): cytoplasm
Molecular function (GO): protein serine/threonine kinase activity; ATP binding
Source: RefSeq, a predicted model, not a curated record
CUUAUUGAAGAAUUGAUUUGUUUUCAUUUCUGAGGUAAAACUGACGUCCACCAAGAGCAGUCCGCAUGACUCACCUUCCAUAAAGGUAGCAAAAUGUGCAAUGACAGAAGGCCUUGUUUCCAAAGAUUCGCUUGAUCACAUUUUGCAUGAUUACCCAGUUACAAAUGAAGAUAAUGUUUCGAAGCGAUACAACUUUUUCUAUGACUUGGGGAGUGGAGCCUAUGCCACGGUCAAAUAUGCAACUUGCUCUAAAACCAACAAGGCCUAUGCGGUAAAGAUAAUCUCCAAGACAAAGACUCCGAGGGAAUAUCUAAGGAAAUUCGUUCCACGAGAGGUAGACGCUUUGAAAAGAUUAUCAGUGUAUGAGCAUCCCCAUAUUUCACAAAUGAGAGAGUUUUUUGAGACAUCAAGAAGGGUUUACCUAGUGACAAAAUUAGCGAUGGGAGGUGAUUUGUUGACGUACAUUAACUCCAGGAAGUGUCUUAACGAAGAUACGUCACGGAAAAUGAUUGCGGAACUCUUGUGCGCUCUAGAUCACAUUCACGAUUUAGGAAUUGUACACAGAGAUCUGAAAUGUGAAAACCUUCUCAUAGGUCAGAAUGACAGUCUGGUAGUCUCAGAUUUUGGAUUUGCUACACAGCAGCCAAGGAACAGACUACUGACGACGUUUUGUGGUUCCUACGCGUAUGCAGCUCCGGAGAUACUGUCAGGGAGUUCGUACAAUGGCAAGUGUACAGACGUUUGGAGUGUAGGGGUUAUUCUUUACGCUAUGCUAAAUGGAAAAUUGCCUUUUAACGACACUAAACCGAAGAACAUACUAGUCAAAAUCAGGACAACACCUCUGACUAUGAUUCGUAGAGUAUCUGUGGCUUGCGAGAAUUUUGUAAGAAUCAUCUUGACCAUAAGCUCCAUGGAAAGGCCGAAUGUUGGGGAACUCCUCCUAAAAGCAUGGGUCGAGCCACCUCUCAAGAAAAUCUUGAAAACAUUGCCGGACAAGCUUCAUCCAUCAUGCUUCAAAUUAUCACUUCCUCACAAGAAUUCCUUUAGAAUGUCGGAUUCCUCAGAUGAAUGUAUGAAGGUAUUCUCCCCUCGCCAGGUUCAAGACACCACCUCACCAAUGCUUCCAGUUUCACUUAAAAUCGCCAAUGAGUUCAUCGCUGAAAACACUUCCCAUAAGACUACCUCUACCAUAUCGGAACGAGUGAAACAGAAGUGUAGGCAGGUAAAAACAGACUUGAAAACAUGGGCUUCAAGAAAGAGGAAGAGCGUGGUGAGCCCAAGGUUCGCCAACAUCGAGGGGGGAGGCAGGAUAGUGAAACCAACAACAGGAAAACUUAUGAGGAUUUCUCAGCCAAAAUCGGAUACUGCAGAACCUGAAAGUCUCUUAAACCGACAGAAAUAUGCUGUGCCUGAAUCAAACCAAUCUCUCCCCAAUUCGAAAACUAUAGGCUCACAGUUACAAAAACAAGAAACGCAACUGACAAGACUAAAAUAUACAGUGGUCGAUUCCAAACAAUUCCCGGCAGGCACGGUAGAUUUUAAGAAGAUGAGAGGCAGUAAAGACGACCGAUCAGUAAGUGCUGUUCCUCCCUCCACCGUCACGGUAUUUGAAAAGAGGAGGUCUGCGGAAAACAGAGCCAAGUCCUGUAAUCCGGAAACCAAGCUCGUUACCACAGCUGGUAGUAAGCCUAGUACUGGACAAUCCAGCGGCAGCUCUCUCACUAAGAACAAUAACCGAGACACAAGGAAAGAGACUAAAAGAUACGCUGGAACAGACUCUGCGUCGAUAAACAAACAGAUCCUGAACUAUUUGAGUCAACAACGAGAAAACGGUUCUUACAAACGGCAAUUUGUGAAGCCCACCAAUCUUGGACUUCCACCAUUGCAGCAAGUCCAAGUUCAAGCACAGGGCACUGACCAAAAAAUUAAAGGAAGAAGGCGAUCAUCCACAAAUAGUACUAGAACAAGAACAUCCACUACUAGUGCAAACAAAGACAGCAGAGUCAAGGAAAAGACGACCACUUACGACAAAGCCAAACUUUACCAAAACAUCCAGAGUACUAUCAACAACAAGUACGAUGGUACUUCUUCUAAUAGAGGAAAAUCGGUGGUGACCCCGACGACAGUUGUCGCUGUGCACCCUAAAACUGGACAACCAAUCUAUAGUCACGGAUUUAGACGUAAUUCUAACCCUUCUCAACAGAGACGAUCACUUGGCGGUCCAAAUGACCUCUCUACAGUAUAUCAUUAAUUCUUAUCCUACUUAAGUUUAGGUUCCUGAUAA